CACACACACACACACACAGGGGCAGAAACUGAACUCAUUUCUGUUCUUUGAGCUCCUCUCCCUCCUUUCUGCCCACCAGGCGCUUCGCUAAUCUGCAUUUUUCCCAUAAUGCACAUGGGCGUGUGUGUUUAAUCUGUUUUGGCCAUGACGAAAGAGGAGGAGGAGGAGGGAUAAAGCGAUAGAGGGAAGAGGAGAAACACUUUGCUGGAGUGUGUUGCAGAGGACAGACAUCAGAACCUUUUGUCUGGACUCAUGGACACAUCUGCUCCUCUACUUCAGCUCUCUGAUGUCAUCAUGAGGAAGAUGAAUCAUAUUUUAGCUUCUCCUGACUGUCGUUUGUUUGACUUUAACAUCGAUGGUGCGUUCAGGGGCAGGUAGGAAUUGUCAGGUGUCUCCAGACUACAGAACAGAUGUAACUUAUUACAAUUCCAGCUUUGAUUUGAACUUUUUUAACCUGUAAAAACUCUGAUGAUCAUCUUUAUGAUGCUUUCACGUCCACGACAGCUCGUUCCAUUAAAAGCAACCAGUAACCGUGACAUCAUGAGGUCAUUACAGUAAAAUAAACCCAUCAGCUGCUCUAGGAUCAGUUUUAGGCUCUAGCAUCUCGUUAGAACAACUGAAAACACCAGCGAUAAGCAGAGAGCAAUGAAGACCUUCACCGAGUGUCUCCGUCCACCUGGAGACAGCAGCUCUGCUGGACAGAGAAGCUGUCUGGGUUUCACCUCUUUCUCCAUCAGAGAUCUGCUCCGGUCCAAGGAGCCUCACACCUCCCUCAGCCUCAGGACCAUGGAUGGAGGCAAUGAGGUCGGAGAGGUGAAGGUGUCUCGUCUGCAGGUGGAGGAGGAGGAUGAAACUCCACUUGAGCACCGGGUAAGCCUUCAGGGCUCGGCUCUUUGCGACGCGCUACACUUCUCUGUCCACGAUAAAGAACACAGCCCGAUGAUGAGAGCAGUGUUGUGUUCCCAGGUGUGUAAGGUGUACCGGUUUGAGACGGAGGACCAGCGGCGGCUGCUGGUGCGGGAACAGAUGUCGGAGACGCCGCUGUCCUUCUCUCUACCCAAACAGCUGCUGAGCGCGUUGAUCCAGGAGCACGCCAGCAGGGUGCAGCAGGUGAAAGAGCUCAGUGACCUCUCACCCCACUGGGAUAGCCUACGUCAUGAUGUCGUCAGCUACUGCAACCAUCUGAUUGGCUGUUAUCAGGAAACCCUGACAGAGCUGGAGAAUCUGUCCACAGCUUCGCCGUGUUUCAAGUCCAGCGGGAGGAAAUCCGACCGGCACCUUCAGUUCAUUCCCACCAACCUUCACUCGCAGAGGAUGGAGGUCACCGCUCCCGGGAGCUCCGGUGUUUGGUACCAGGUCAUCACCUUUGGAGCUCCAGCUGAUCACCACCAGGCCUUCAAGCACGGAGGAUUGAAGAGACUUCUGAGCAAACACCAGAGACAGAGCUCAGUGUCCUACUCUCUGGAGGAGAGCUACAGAGCGAGGGAGCUGCUGGUCAGCGUCGCCCAGCUGCCGCCUCUGAUUUUUGGGCAGGCUGAGGAGCUGCUCUCUGUCUCUGCGGAGAGGAACCCGGCCAGGCUGCAGGAGGUUCUGGACGGUCUGAUGCAGGAGACCAAACUGUUCAUUCAUGCUCUGAACGAUGAGCUGGUUAGGAGCGCCCUGACUGCCGCCCACAGUCAGUGCGCCUCCGUCAGUGGUAGGCACGGCAGCGGGCUGCUCUGUGAGAAUGCUUCGGCCAAUCAGGAGGAGGCCAGGGAGUACGAUGAGGAGGAGUGGGACAGGACGUGGGCUAACGUAGCUAAAAGUCUGGACUGCAUCAUGGCCAUGGCCGACCGGCUGCAGGAGCGAGAGCACCUCCUGCGGGAGCGGUCAUCUCCAGACCCACAGGAAUCCACAGCAGACACAAAAUCUCAGAACGCCGGCUCCUCCUCAUCAUCAUCUUGGCAGGAGCAGCUGCUCCCCCUGGUGGUCACCCUCAGGGAUUGCGUGCGCGAGGCAGUGUCGAAAGCUCGAGCCGCUAUGACCUUUGUCGUCCUGCAGGGGGCGCUAACUGCGACGGUCGCUCAGGGGCCUGAACACAUCGUCCAGAGGAGACACGCAGUCUUCAGUCAGGCGCUGUCUGCGGUUGUCUGUGGAUUUAUGCUGAAAGUCUACGGAGGUCUGGAGGACCCGGAGUUCCUGCAGCAGCUCCACUCUGUGGGAAUUCUGGCUCAGUUUGAGGCUCUGCUGAGCACCUACGGGGAGGAGGAGGGGAUGCUGGAGGACAUGGAGGUGAGCGUGGCCGACCUGAGCCGGGUGGCGUUCACCAUCACCGAGGCCAAAUCUGAACAGCUGCACGACUUUCUGCCGACACUCCGGGGAACAUGGGCCGGGUUCGUCGUGGAGGUGCCGUUACCGUCGGAGACCUUUGCUUCGCUGCCCCAGGAGCUGAAGGACGGGAGUUUGAUACGAGUCGAGUCAGUUCUGUUCAACAUCGGGAUCAACCAGCAUCAGAGUCUCGCUGAGAGGUUUGGAGACAGCUCCCUGCAGGAGAGAGUCAACCAGCAGAGCGGAGAGCGUCUUCGAGCCUACUGCCACUCGCUGAGAGACAAACUCCCUCACACGGCUGGAGUCCAGUCGCUGUCAGACCUGUUGUCGGCUCUGGAUCGCAGUCUGGAGGUCAAGAAGAGGAAGAACGUUGAGGUUCUCUGGAUUGCUGGAACGAUGUGUCAUAAGGUCAACGGCAUUCGUCUAACAAGCUGUAAGAGUGCAAAGGACCGUACGGCAAUGUCUGUGACGCUGGAGCAGUGUUUAAUCCUACGAGAGCAACACACACUCAGCCAGAAGCACUUCAGCAUGGCUUUGGACUGCAUGAGGAGAUCCCGUCUGUCCUGGGGCCAGAUGUUGGGCUGUUAUGCCCACUCAGGAUUCACUAUCUCUGGGUUAGACCCUGACGAGCCCCCCUCAGGCCUCCAGAGCACCUGGCUACCUCACUGUUUGGCCUCCAGGCAGCACUUUUACCCGGUGGCCUUCCUCUUGGUGACCUCUCACCUCCUGGUUCUUUGGCUAAUCCUCAGCUUGGUGAUCCUGCUGGCUAAAUAUCAGUAACACAGCACGGGAACACUAAGAUGGACAGCUGAGCUAGAAUGUGUUGCUUCUCCUUUUUUCUUCUCUCGUCUUCUUCCUGGUUUCGGGUCCAUCACCACCAGAUAAAGCUGUAGGAUCUGUUUCUGUCAUCUUCAUGU
Messenger RNA from Nothobranchius furzeri (turquoise killifish), 3224 nucleotides. Its product is annotated as type II inositol 3,4-bisphosphate 4-phosphatase. The record is from RefSeq and is a predicted model, not a curated record. Gene Ontology annotation, cellular component: cytoplasm. Gene Ontology annotation, molecular function: phosphatidylinositol-3,4-bisphosphate 4-phosphatase activity. Lineage: Eukaryota; Metazoa; Chordata; Actinopteri; Cyprinodontiformes; Nothobranchiidae.